Spinacia oleracea (spinach) is the source of this 435-nucleotide messenger RNA. RefSeq lists its product as uncharacterized. The coding region runs from base 1 to 435 and encodes 144 amino acids. The transcript has a single exon. The record is from RefSeq and is a predicted model, not a curated record. NCBI's taxonomy places the organism in Eukaryota, Viridiplantae, Streptophyta, Magnoliopsida, Caryophyllales, Amaranthaceae.
AUGGCUGCACCAAAAGAACCUAAAGUGAAGGCAUCCACAAUGGACGCCUACGACGACACUACCGAUCCUGACAUGCACUUGCUAGCCUACUGGCAUCACAUGUAUGUGCAAGGGACAAAUGAAGCCACAUGGUGCAAAUAUUUUCCAGCUACAUUAAAGGGAGUCGCGUCCAAGUGGUUUGAGUCUAUAAACUUAUUUGGGGAACUAGAGGCUCUUUUUUCCUCUCGGUUUGUGGACCACAAAGAAGAGAAGAAGACAAGCAUGCAUUUAGGACGCAUCCAACAAGGACACGACGAGCCUUUGAGGAGAUAUGUAAAGCGUUUCAAUUUGGAGGCCGACCAGAUUACAGAUCUGUCAGAUGGGGUAGCUUUCGAUAACUUUGUCCACGGGUUGAAGAAGGGAUUCUUCAAAUUUUAUUUGGUAAAAAAAACAUGA